This is a messenger RNA of Lasiosphaeria miniovina, 2415 nucleotides long. RefSeq lists its product as uncharacterized. The record is from RefSeq and is a predicted model, not a curated record. Gene Ontology annotation, molecular function: ATP binding; ATP hydrolysis activity. The transcript has 2 exons. The annotation marks the transcript as partial. NCBI's taxonomy places the organism in Eukaryota, Fungi, Ascomycota, Sordariomycetes, Sordariales, Lasiosphaeriaceae.
AUGGUCUUGUCCCAUAAGCGAACCAUCCCCAAGGUCCGCGAGUGCACUUUUGCCAAGUUCAAAAACCGCUUCCAUCCUCGGGGUAAGGACGGCCGCUAUGCCCUUGACGUCUUCUGCUCUGGCAAGUUCAUGAACCAAGAGAUCACCGAAGAGGUGAAGCUCCGCGACAAGUUGUUCGCCGACGGGGGGGCAAAGCUCGCGACAGCCAUCAUCAAAGAAAAGACGCAGGCGAAAGCGGUUGAGAAUGCGAACUUGCUCAACGACCUCAUCGAGGAAGCCCAAGCCGAGGAGAAGUGGCCGCGGCGCAUCCGUAUUCAGUCGCCAGCCCUGCUCCGGAUUCUUGGCAGAGUAAGCAAGGAGAACCUGACAGACCGUCCGCGAACAUACUACCGACCCUUCAAUGCGCUGAUCUACCAGCACGAGCGGAUGCGGCAAGAGUUGAAGGAGCUGGAGGGCAGGUAUGGAUCCGACCUCCCCGACGACGAUUUAUUCGAGACCGAAUCAUCAGAUAAAGACUCGGACGGCGAGACCGAGGAGUCUAGCGAUGAGGAGGAGGAGGAGGAUGAGGAGCAUGGAGGAGAGGAAGACGGUGACGAUUUUGAAGACUCGCCCCUGGCUUUGCGGUGUCUACGUGCAUACAUGACAUACAUGGACAAUAAGAUCAUACCAGACUACAGGCGCUUCGAAAAACUGGACGUCAGGUCCGCCGCCCGGGUCCGCUUCUCCGACCUGUGGUAUCUGUUCCGGACGGGCGAGUUCGUGUACCAACAGGUCGAUGGUGAGCUCCCCGAUCGGCGAGACUUUCGCACCGGCAAGCGCAUAUGGAAGACCUACUAUAUCGACCCGGUUCCUGAGCGGCCCUCGGCCGCCGUCACCGACAACUUGGACAAGCGAGACGCAGCUUUAGUGAACGACGACCAUGCAUUCACCAUUGGCAUGUAUUACGUGGACCACUCUGGGGAGGAUUUCUGCGUCGUCAAGAAGCGCAUCCGGAUCGAUCAAUUUACGGGGGAAAGGCCCGUCAGUGCCCUCCCUGUCUACCCCAUGCGCUUCUGUCUGGAUUGGGAGGCACGUCUGAAGCAUGCCCUUGGCAUGGGAAAUCAGUUGCUCGAGUUUAUACGAGCCAAACAUUGCUCCUACAACGGCUGGACCUUGAUCCAAAGUCCCAGCGGCGACCCAACCAUUGACGUUGAUGGCAAGGAAAUGCAACAGCCGGACCACGUGAACAGUGAGGUCAUUGUGGACUUCAAGGAAGCGUUUCAGGCGUGUCCAGCAUGGCGGCCCCAGCGAGCAGCCAUGCGUCAGAAGUCUGUAGAAGUUCUGGACGUCCAAGAGGAAUUCCGCGUCCGUUGGUGGUCCGGACGCAACCGCGCCAAGCUCCUGGGAGAGACGAUGGAGCAGAUACCGGUGAGGAGUGGUAUUGCCGCAAAGGAGCGGAAUCAAUUUGUGGCUCACGACCCCUUCCUCGUAGCCAUGGCCAAAAACAAUAGGCACAUAAACCCAACGACGGAGAAGGACCUGGACGACGACGCGAAGGUGCUGCUCACCGGACGUGUUUUUGCCUACGUCUUCCAGGAGCGCAAGUUCGCCCAGCUUGCCGUGGCCAAAUUGCGUUUGGCACCCAAGACGGCACUUGCACUGGAUUCGUUGAGGAUCUUCCAGAAUGUCAAGGACACUUUGCAGGGAGCGAUCCAUGGGCACUUCUUGCAAAAGGAGACUGCCGAGAACAACCCCGACCAAGACUGGUCCUCAAUGGACAUGAUCCAAGGCAAGGGCACUGGCCUUUUCAUCCUGCUCCAUGGCGUCCCCGGCGUCGGCAAGACAGCUACAGCUGAAGCGAUUGCCCAGGCCAACGGCAAACCCCUUUUUAAGAUCACAGCAGGCGACUUGGGCAUGACGCCCGAGAAACUUGAGACGUCUCUGCGCGACAUAUUCCGCUUGGCCUCCUGUUUCAAUUGCAUUCUGCUGCUGGACGAGGUCGAUACCUUUUUCGCAGCGCGGACAAAGAGCGGGGACAGCACAAACAGGAACGCAUUGGUGUCAGUAUUUCUGAGAGUUCUCGAUUAUUAUGACGGGGUUCUUUUUCUCACCACGAACCGACCCGGAGUUCUUGACGAAGCAUUCAUCUCGAGGCUGAACUACACCGCCUAUUUUCCCGCUCUCACUCUGGAGCAAACAAUUGACAUCUGGAAGCAUAACAUCCGACGUGUCAAGGAAAUCGACAAGCCAUUGGCUAAGGUUCAGAAGCGCGGUGCUUUGCGGGUUAACGAAAAUGAGCUCGUCGACUUUGCCCGAUAUAUUUAUCACGAGGGCGGCGGGCAAGGGGGACCCGGGCGCUGGAAUGGUCGACAGAUCCGCAAUGCCUUCCAGGUUGCCCGUAAUCUGGCUUACUACGACCACAGCAAAGAGCAAGAG